This is a messenger RNA of Echinops telfairi (small Madagascar hedgehog), 380 nucleotides long. Its product is annotated as WW domain-binding protein 2-like. The transcript is spliced from 2 exons. The coding region runs from base 9 to 380 and encodes 123 amino acids. Gene Ontology annotation, biological process: positive regulation of DNA-templated transcription. Gene Ontology annotation, cellular component: nucleus. The record is from RefSeq and is a predicted model, not a curated record. Gene Ontology annotation, molecular function: transcription coactivator activity; chromatin DNA binding. NCBI's taxonomy places the organism in Eukaryota, Metazoa, Chordata, Mammalia, Afrosoricida, Tenrecidae.
CCGAGACUAUGGCGCUCAACAAGAAUCACUCACAGGGCGGCGGAGUGAUCGUCAACAACACCGAGAGCAUCCUGAUGUCCUAUGAGCAUGUGGAACUUGCAUUCAGUGACAUGAAGAAUGUGCCCGAGGCCUUCAAAGGGACCAAGAAAGGCAGUGUCUACCUGACCCCGUACAGGGUCAUCUUUCUGUCCAAGGGAAAGGACGCCAUGCAGUCCUUCAUGAUGCCCUUCUACCUGAUGAAGGGCUGUGAGAUCAAGCAGCCAGUGUUUGGUGCGAACUACAUCACGGGCACGGUAAAGGCCGAAGCAGGAGGUGGCUGGGAAGGUUCUGCUUCCUACAAGCUCACCUUCACAGGGAACAUCGAAUAUGAAGUUGAAUGA